This is a messenger RNA of Stegostoma tigrinum, 1987 nucleotides long. It is a transcript of the gene bcl2l1, whose product is annotated as BCL2 like 1. The transcript is spliced from 2 exons. Gene Ontology annotation, biological process: extrinsic apoptotic signaling pathway in absence of ligand; negative regulation of intrinsic apoptotic signaling pathway; intrinsic apoptotic signaling pathway in response to DNA damage. The record is from RefSeq and is a predicted model, not a curated record. Gene Ontology annotation, cellular component: mitochondrial outer membrane. Lineage: Eukaryota; Metazoa; Chordata; Chondrichthyes; Orectolobiformes; Stegostomatidae. The coding region runs from base 223 to 834 and encodes 203 amino acids. Gene Ontology annotation, molecular function: protein heterodimerization activity; protein homodimerization activity.
GGUGGUCCCAUGGGGAAUGGGCGGGGCCUAUAGUUGGGCAGGGUACCGGUAGAGGGCGGGGCCUUAGCAGGGCGGUGACCCCCGCGGUGGGCGCGGCCCCGUGGUCAGUGGGCGGGGUCUCAGGCCCGGUCCCAGUGGGUGCGGGGGGAAGGGGCAGGCCUCGAACAGAGAAUCUCUCGUGUCCGUCAUGCCGGCUACUGGGUGAGGUGCCGACGCUGCAGGAUGUACAGUAGUGGGGAGCUGGUCGCUGAUUUCCUUCGUUAUAAACUGUCCCAGAGGGGCCACAACUGGAGAUGGCUUUGUGAGCAGAAUGGAGCGGCGGGCCUGGGGACACAGCCCGAGCCCGGAGCGGCUGUGUGCAAUGGCAGGCCCGAGGCUGAGCGGGCCCGCCAGGCCCUGUUGGAUGCCGCUGAGGAGUUCGAGCUGCGCUACCGCCGGGCUUUCAGCGAUCUGUCGGCGCAGCUCCGCGUUACGCCGGACACGGCAUACCGGCGCUUCGAGCAGGUGGUGGGUGAGCUGUUCCGCGACGGCGUUAACUGGGGCCGGCUGGUGGCUUUCUUCUGUUUCGGGGCGGCCCUGAGUGUGGAAAGCGCCGAGAAGGAGAUGGGCGCACUGGUGCCCCGCAUCGCCGACUGGAUGAGUACCUACCUGGAGAACAACCUGGACCCUUGGAUCCGGCAGCACGGUGGCUGGGAUGCUUUUGUGCAACUGUAUGGAAAUAACGCUGCUGCUCGUAACCGUCAGUUGCAGGAGUCCUUUGUAAAAUGGUUUAUGGCACUGACAGCUGUGGGUGCUACAUUGGCCAUUGCUGCAUUCUUUGCCCGGAGAAGUUAACAGCAAUGAGACUGCAUUAAGAGGCAAGCAUUGAUCAACAGCCAUUAUAUUGGAAGAAUAUCUUAGCAGACUGGCAUGGCCAUGAAAGCUGCACAGAUAGAUCUCAGCUUACUCCUUGUGUUGGAACUCUCAGCUGUUUGUACAUUGCGUAUUGUGUAUGUGUACUCAGUUUACAAUUACAAAGCAUUCAUGCAGGUGCUGUGACAGAAACGGAGAUUAUCUGCAAGUAAAUGAACUACAACAGUAAGUAAAGCUAACUUUUUAAUUCAGGAAUAUUAUAACCUGGAGUGCAGGCGCUGACCAGCAGCUUAUACAGUGAAGAUCUCUAUUCAGUGACAUGGCUCUGUGCCAUAUCGGCAAAAACCCACAAACAUAACAGCCCCCUUCGCUGUGCUGUGGUGUUAAUGUAAGAUGUAUCCUGUCUGACAUGACUGAAUAGAACAGAAGAAAAGCCAAGUCGCUUGGAUUCCAGGGGAGGAAUGGGGUUACAGUAGCCUGCAAGGAAGCCGCUGCUUGUUCUGGGAAUGCCAAUGGCUUACUACAGCUCAAAAUCAAAGGAAAUGGUGGGCAACACCCUCAACAUAAAAACUACACCCUCCACUGGAAGCUGCUGGGAUAACCUAGGCAAUGGAGCUGAGGUUUCCUGAAACUGAAGGCUGACUGACAUUUUAUUUAUACCAAAUUUUAAAAAAUUUUUGUUACCUGCUGAAGUAGUGGCGUGAUGCUUGAGUGGGGCGGCCGCAUCCGAUGUUGGCGUCAGGCCAGUGCCAUCCAAAGCCUCUCUUUGGGCUCCCUGCAUUCUGGCACUGUCUUGAUGGUAAAAGGAGAAUUUUACCGGCUUUUUGAACUGAAGUUGAUGCUGCCACUGCUUCUCUGCAGGAGUGAAAAGCAAGACUUUGGCCAUUUUGACGAUGAUGUGAAGUGAUCAUUUGGGAAAGGUUUUGUGGCACAUAGGUGUCUAUGUUUCUUGAAUGCAUCAGAAUUAUUUUAAGGUUUUCCGCUGUCAUGCGUGGAUGUUGAAGGUGUGACUACUGGUCACUAUUAUUCACUGUAAUCAUUCCCUUUUAGUUUGCUGCUCACACCACAUUAGAAGCAAACUACUUUACACAAUGUCUUAAAAUUUAAAUUAAAAUGACUUGUUUUUAAAACACUA